This is a messenger RNA of Magallana angulata, 1624 nucleotides long. RefSeq lists its product as uncharacterized. Gene Ontology annotation, biological process: siRNA processing. The record is from RefSeq and is a predicted model, not a curated record. Gene Ontology annotation, cellular component: nuclear RNA-directed RNA polymerase complex. The coding region runs from base 122 to 1624 and encodes 500 amino acids. The transcript has 3 exons. NCBI's taxonomy places the organism in Eukaryota, Metazoa, Mollusca, Bivalvia, Ostreida, Ostreidae. Gene Ontology annotation, molecular function: RNA-directed RNA polymerase activity.
UCUCCCAAAAUAUUCUAAAUACACAAAGAGUUGUUCUUGGAUCAUCGAGACAUCUUUGGGGAACGCGACCUCCACAAACAUUUUAGAUUAUUGGGUUACGAAUAGGCCAUCAAGAGAAGAUAUGUCAUGGCUGCAUAUUAUGCCUUUGAGAAGACGUUCCUUUCAAGCUCAAAAAACUAUUAUGGUAGAAGGUAGUGUCAAAGUUUUAGGUGGAAGUAUGACUUCUCCUAUUGAAUUCGUCAAACACUGGGAAGAUAUAGCAGUCGCUGAGUUUCAACAAGACUCCUCCGUGUUAGUCCUUACAGUUUCGGGCAUCGCGAUCGAGAUCAAGUUAUCGCAUGACUUUCUUCACCAACACGUUCUAAUGCAGUUACAGGAUAACGAGACACUCUUUUGUUUUAAUGUGAAAUUUAGUCCAAAAUUAUUUAUAAAUCCAUACACCAGAAAACAAAGGAUACCUUGCAGAGAAACAAGAUAUCCCAAAUUUGGUUUGUUAACGAGUUUUUGUGUACAGUUUAAAAAUGAAAGUCCUAUAGCAUCCAGAUUGCUGUGGUACCUAAGAUUCGUUGAUUUUACCAUUGUUCAUGCUCAUUUGAAAAUCAGUGAUCAACUCCAGGAAAUGGAUUUGAAAAUUAACAAUUUUGAUAUUGCUUAUGCUUGGAGGUCUCUCUGUUGUCAGGGAUAUAAGCUAAUCGACCAAUUAAGCACACGUGUUGUGAACGAAAUCAUACAAGAGAAUUGUAGAUAUUCUGACGUGUUCACCACGAUGGCGGAAACUGUUGCCGGAAAACCAUUUUUUCAUUUCAAGGAGGAAAUGCAAGGUGCAAUCAAACUGACAGAAAGGGUUGAAUUUACCAAUAAAGUUCCCCAGAACUAUACAAUGGUUCGAAGAGCUGUACUUACGCCGUCCAGACUAAUUUUACUGUCUAAGGAACCAGUAUAUUAUAAUAGAAUUUUACGCCAGUACAAUGCUGAUUAUUUCAUACGAAUAGUUUAUAGAGACGAAGACUUUGACAAAGUAUGUGGUUUAAAAUCCAGCAGACCUCAUUUAAUGUUGGAGGACAUGAAACAGCAUUUUGUUAAUGGUUUUACAAUUCAUGACCGUCAUUACGAUUUUCUCGGAUGUUCAAACAGCCAACUUCGAGAACACAGCUUUUGGUUUUUCAGUUCGUAUGAUGGAAUCACAGCUGAAUUCAUCAGACAAAGCUCUGGUGAUCUAUCCAAGGAACGAUGUGUUGCAUCUUACGUGUCACGAUUUGGCCUUUGCUUUUCUUCUUCUUGGAAUACACUAAGUAUUGAAGAGCACCAAGAAGUUCGUUUUGAAAAAGAUGUAACAAGAAACGGAUACUGUUUCACAGAUGGCAUUGGAAAAAUUUCCAAAAGUCUUGCAGGAAAGGUUGCCAAAAGUAUGGGUUUAAAUACUGUUCCUUCAGCUUUUCAAAUACGUUUCGGUGGAUGUAAAGGAGUAAUUGCUAUAGAUCCAUCGUUAGGAGAGGAUAGAGAAAUACUUGUUAUACGGGAAAGUAUGAAAAAGUUUGAUUCAAACUCGAGAAGUCUGGAGGUACUGCAAAAGUCGCGGCCAGGGACACUAUCAUUUUCAUCGAACAUUUUCUUCAGAAAUUAA